CUUGCUUUGUUUGAGCUGUUUGAGCUUCAGACUGACCGGAGAGACGACAGGAGACGCUCAACGCAAACACCUCCAGUGUCUUUGUGAUCCAGCUGCGUUAUAAGCAGCUGUACUGUUUUAUUCUUUAGGUUUGUAACUGUGUAGUAACGCUAACAGAGAUGCCGUCCGACAGACCCUUCAAACAAAGGAGGACAUUUGCUGACCGGUGCAAAGAGGUCCAGCAGAUCCGUGAGCAGCACCCCAACAAGAUCCCCGUGAUCAUCGAGAGGUAUAAGGGAGAGAAGCAGCUGCCCGUUUUGGACAAGACCAAGUUCCUGGUACCCGACCACGUCAACAUGAGCGAGCUGGUGAAGAUCAUCAGGCGUCGGCUGCAGCUGAACCCCACGCAGGCCUUCUUCCUGCUGGUCAACCAGCACAGCAUGGUGUCGGUGUCCACGGCCAUCUCCGAGAUCUACGAGCAGGAGAGAGACGAGGACGGCUUCCUCUACAUGGUCUACGCCUCGCAGGAGACCUUCGGCUGCUAGGGAGGGAGACGGGGAGGGAGAGGGGGGGAGGGUUGAGG
Messenger RNA from Thunnus maccoyii (southern bluefin tuna), 562 nucleotides. It is a transcript of the gene map1lc3a, whose product is annotated as microtubule-associated protein 1 light chain 3 alpha. Bases 159 to 524 code for a protein of 121 amino acids. Gene Ontology annotation, molecular function: ubiquitin protein ligase binding. The transcript is spliced from 4 exons. The record is from RefSeq and is a predicted model, not a curated record. Gene Ontology annotation, cellular component: autophagosome; cytosol; autophagosome membrane. Lineage: Eukaryota; Metazoa; Chordata; Actinopteri; Scombriformes; Scombridae. Gene Ontology annotation, biological process: autophagy of mitochondrion; macroautophagy; cellular response to nitrogen starvation.